This is a messenger RNA of Suillus subaureus, 1635 nucleotides long. RefSeq lists its product as uncharacterized. The coding region runs from base 1 to 1635 and encodes 544 amino acids. The transcript is spliced from 2 exons. NCBI's taxonomy places the organism in Eukaryota, Fungi, Basidiomycota, Agaricomycetes, Boletales, Suillaceae. The record is from RefSeq and is a predicted model, not a curated record.
AUGAACCCACUCCGAGAUAUCUCACAUCCUCCGUCUCCCGCCCCGAACCAAUCAAACUUCACGCCGGGUUCUGACCAAUUCACUGCUCAUUCUAUCCCAGUAGACAACUCCGUCAGUAUCAGCCGCCGACAGGAGACUCAGAACAGCCUGAGACAAGCUUCUGUAGCGCUAGAUGCUGCAUAUGCGCGUGUCACACAACUCAGACACAACAUCAACAAUUUGCUCAACCGGAUGCCACCGGAAUUCGCAGAAGGACCUUCGCCCGCCCGCAACAGGACCACAGAGUCCAGUAUCGCACCCCAGCAUACUGCCUUGGUCCUUACCGGGUCCGACACUCCAGAGUCCGAUGUGGACUUCAACACUCGCGUUCAGCGUUUGAGAACUAUUAUCAAUCCCUCGGCCAGGCAGCGCCUGGAAGAUUUCGAGAGCAUGUCAAGACGCAGGAGAGGCUUCACUUCAGAGCGUCCAUUAGAAGUGUCACACCAUAGGUCCCAGUGGUGGGAUACACCUAGCGAUAUACCCUCUCGGGCACUCCCGCCUCACCCCCGUUCCCCUCCGCUGCCAGACCUGAUUCUUCCUUCAAACAACAGAACUCAUCUUUCAAGCAGUCUGGAUGAGCGUUCUGUCUUCCGCACUGAGCUUGGGAUCAUAAAUCCCGAUGAUCCCAACACUAUGAUCGGGCGACAAGUUGCGGCACGUACUGCCUUAAACCGCCAGAGCACCGCUGCCCCUCCGCUCGAACAACGAUUCCAAGAUCAGACUUCUGUCAUUGCGCGGGAUCUAGCGAGUUUGGCUAACCGGCUUGUCAGGCAGGGCGUUCGUCGCCUGGAAGCUGCUCGGCAAGCGGAGUUUGAGCAACCAAGCUUGAACGAUAGAUCCAGUUUACAGGGACAAGGGGUAGUUCCGGCUCCCUCGGAGACUGAGAUGGACUGGGAACCCACCAUACCACAAUCAAACAAUGAUCCACUCUUGACUCUAGUGCUUGAUGUUGCGGCUGCGUCCGACUCAUCCAUGCGUCCUUCUCAGCCAUCGAGUGGUGCGAGUAGGCGAUGGACUAGUGAUCACGCCGAUCGAACACUACUUAUAGAUGAGCGGGGUCAAGGCCCCCCUAGCGUGUCGGAGAGACCACUACCUCAUUUUAUGAAUGCCAGGUCGUGGCCUAGUGAAGUAACUGCAAAUGGUGCAGGUGAGGCUUCGACGUCUUCAAGCUCUGUCAGACGUCGCAGGAGAUGGGCGCGUCUUCUUAAUGCGGAUGGAGAUGAGGUUAUUUCGGAUGACGAAGAUGGAGUCGAGCGUAAUCGCCGCUCGCAGCUGCGUUUGAUGUAUGCGCUACCAGAUGCCACUGUUUCAUCUACAUCACCUAGAUUCGAGGAAGACUCCCUCCUCCCAUACACCUCUGCCUCCAUCAUACAUCCCCCGGACGAUGAUCCAGCAGAGGCUAUACGCGUGCGUCUCAACUCCCACCAGCAAUCCAAAGAAGAUCUUUUUUCCCAUAGUAUCUCUUCACGUACUUAUUCACAACAUAUUGACCCUUUACCGACGCCUCUGUCAGAGAUGCUUCGUCAUCCAACUGUAUCCGCACAGGUUCCGCGGGUUAUUCCAGUAUCUAAGCAUGCGAGUCUUGCGGGACGGUGA